Molecule: messenger RNA, 3110 nt
Organism: Budorcas taxicolor (takin)
Lineage: Eukaryota; Metazoa; Chordata; Mammalia; Artiodactyla; Bovidae
Gene: STK11
Product: serine/threonine kinase 11
Exons: 10
Coding region: 754-2304 (516 amino acids)
Biological process (GO): intracellular signal transduction; protein phosphorylation; establishment of cell polarity
Cellular component (GO): cytoplasm
Molecular function (GO): protein serine/threonine kinase activity; ATP binding; protein kinase activator activity
Source: RefSeq, a predicted model, not a curated record
CCCGCCGGGGCCGCGCGGUCGCUUGGUGUCCCGGGCCGGUGUGCGGGCGCCCGAGCGGCGGCUGGUUCGGACGAGCCUUACUCCUUGCAGCCGGCGGGCCCCGGGCAUCCCCGGCGCUGGCGGGAGCCGGCCGAGCUGGACGAAGGUGCCCCGCGCGCUCAGGAUACGCACCUGCUGGCGUCUCAGGCGCCCCGGACGGCGGGAGACUCCCCCGAGCUGCGCGCCCUGCUCCCGGCAAAGCUCACCUGCCCAGCUCCGGGAGCCCCAGAGCUGGCCUGUGCGGGGCCCCGGGCGCGCGCCAUGGCCCGCUGGUAAUGGACGGAGCGGAGAAGACUCGGCCCGGCCGCGUCCGUGUUCGUUCGAGGGUCUAAAGUCCCUGGAGGAUGACCUAGCACUUCCCAGCCCCACCGGCCUCCCGAGGGCCCCCGUGGACGCGCCUGCCCGCCCCAAAGCUCCGAGGUCGGGCGGCCCCCAAACUUGGGACGCUGCGCACGCCCGGCUGCCCGGGCUCUGGACCAGCCGCGCCUUUUGAACUUACGUUCAGUACAAUCGUUUCUUUUCCAAGAGGGUUUUCCUUUAUUAUUAUUUUUUCCUCUCUUUCUAAUUUUUUCGAUUUUGUUGACUUUAAAUUUUGGAGAAGGGAAUUUUGAGGCGGGACGGAGGUGGGGAGAAACAAAAGGAAGAACAGCUCCCCGUGAAGUUCACAAAGGGGAUAAGGGGCCGCCUGCCGGAGUCGGAGGCCUGGAGUUCAGGAUGGAGGUGGCGGACCCGCAGCAACUGGGUAUGUUUACAGAGGGCGAGCUGAUGUCGGUGGGGAUGGACACAUUCAUCCACCGGAUCGACUCCACCGAGGUCAUCUACCAGCCCCGCCGCAAGCGGGCCAAGCUCAUCGGAAAGUACCUGAUGGGGGACCUGCUGGGGGAGGGGUCGUACGGCAAGGUGAAGGAGGUGCUGGACUCGGAGACAUUGUGCAGAAGAGCCGUCAAAAUCCUCAAGAAGAAGAAGUUGCGGAGGAUCCCCAACGGGGAGGCCAACGUGAAGAAGGAGAUCCAGCUGCUGAGGAGGCUGCGGCACAGGAACGUCAUCCAGUUAGUGGAUGUGCUGUACAACGAGGAGAAGCAGAAGAUGUACAUGGUGAUGGAGUACUGUGUGUGUGGCAUGCAGGAGAUGCUGGACAGCGUGCCCGAGAAGCGCUUCCCUGUGUGCCAGGCCCAUGGGUACUUCUGCCAGCUGGUGGACGGCCUGGAGUACCUGCACAGCCAGGGCAUCGUGCACAAGGACAUCAAGCCCGGCAACCUGCUGCUCACCACUGGUGGCACGCUCAAGAUCUCUGACCUGGGUGUGGCUGAGGCACUGCACCCGUUUGCCGAGGAUGACACGUGCCGGACCAGCCAGGGCUCUCCAGCAUUCCAGCCACCUGAGAUUGCCAAUGGCCUGGACACCUUCUCUGGCUUCAAGGUUGACAUCUGGUCAGCGGGAGUCACGCUCUACAACAUCACAACAGGCCUGUACCCGUUCGAGGGCGACAACAUCUACAAGCUGUUUGAGAACAUCGGGAAGGGGGACUACACCAUCCCGGGGGACUGUGGGCCCCCACUCUCAGACCUGCUCAGAGGGAUGCUGGAGUAUGAGCCGGCCAAGCGGUUCUCCAUACAGCAGAUCCGGCAGCACAGCUGGUUCCGGAAGAAGCACCCACCAGCGGAGCAGCCGGUGCCCAUCCCACCCAGUGCGGACUGCAAGGACCGGUGGCGGGGCAUGACAGUGAUGCCCUACUUGGAGGACCUGCACGGCUGUGCCGACGAUGUGGACGACGAGCUCUUCGACAUUGAGGACGACGUCAUCUACACUCAGGACUUCACAGUGCCCGGUUCUGGAGGAGGAGGCUGGGCGGAGUACACAGAACCGGGUCCUUCCCAAGGCUGUGUGCGUGAAUGGCACCGACGCCACCCAGCUGAAUACCAGGUCGAGGGCAGAGCGCCGGGCCAGCGCCGCCUCCAACCCUGCCCGCAAGGCCUGCUCGGCCAGCAGCAAGAUACGCCGGCUGUCGGCCUGCAAACAGCAGUGAGGGUGGCUGCCCGCAGUCCGUCCCCAGGAGCCCGGCCAGGUCCUGCUCAGUCUUCCCGUCGACAGCUGGUCUGCUGCCCACCGCCCAGGAAGGCUGCCACAGCGCCCUCUGUGCUGACUCCUCCUCUGGAAGCCAGAGGGUCCUGGAGGGCUGUGGCUGGGGGACAGCAGGGACUGGGAUCUGGCCUGCCCUCGGUGGCCGGUGGACACGACCUCCUGCUGACUGCAAUCCUGUGCUGAGCCCCUUCCCCCAGCUAGGGGAGGAGGGAGAGGGCCCAGCGUGGCCCCAUGCCAGCCUUCGCCAUGCACUUUACGUUGAGACUACUGGUUCUCGUCCACCCCAACUCCUCUUUUUACUCUGCCACUGGUUAGCACCUCCCACACCUGGUGAUGUGUUCAUAUCAACCGCAGCAGCGGGAUGGGCAUGACGUGCAGGCCUGCCUACCCAGAUGCAUGCCCAUGCCCAAGGGAACCAGGUGGCCUCCUUGUGUUUGUUGUUUGGUUGGUUCCUUUCUAUUUUUAUUUUUUAAACAAAAAAUAAAACAGGUGGAUUUGAGCUGUGGUUGUGAGGGAUGUUUGGGAACUAUGGGUGGCAGCAUGCUGUCAGGGGAUCUGAGCCUGAGCCUGGGUCCCUUUGUGGGUCCCACAGUGGAGGGGCUGGCCGGGCUACCUGCUGGAGACCUGGGCCUCCUAGGCAUAUUUGCUUCUAGCCAUGCUGGAUCUCUCUGCUCUCAGCGGGAGCCCAGCCUCCCCAAAGCUCCCCAGGCCCCUCUGCUCAGCCCAGGGCCCACAGCUUCACAGCAUCGUGGCUAGAGGGUGCCUCAUCCCCUUCUCCCCACGACGUCUGCGCUCUCGGGUCCCCAGAAACAACCCAGAGCAAGCAAGAGUAUGCAGUAAAUGUUUAUAAUCAACCAGAAAACAAAACACAAACUCCAUCACUGGAUGGUACAGACUGCAGGAAGCUUCGGAAGGAGGGGCGGGGCAGGGCGACUCGGCCGCUGGCGAGGACUGCCCCAUAUUUUGGCAAUAAAUAAAGCUUGGGAAAC